UGCUCUCCAGCGCCGCUAUGUGCAAGGAAUAAUGUUAUUGCCGAGCAACCGAUAUCGAUAGCAGACCAACGAACACAAGGAUUGGGCUGGGCUCUGGACAGCAUUGUAUAGCUACAGAGCUACGUUGGAUACAAAUAACAGAAUUUCUGGCUUGCUGCACAAACAGCAUAAUAACUAGGAAAAAGGGGAUGACGUAGAGGCCCCCCCAGGGACCCGGCCCAGCAGCACCCACAAUGAGCCUGACGUCGUGGUUCCUGGUGAGCAGCGGGGGCACGCGGCAUCGCCUGCCCCGCGAGAUGAUCUUUGUGGGCCGGGACGACUGCGAGCUCAUGCUGCAGUCGCGGAGCGUCGACAAGCAGCACGCCGUCAUCAACUACGAGGCGGCCAGCGACGAACACAAGGUGAAGGAUCUGGGCAGCCUGAACGGGACGUUCGUGAACGAUGUCAGGAUCCAGGAGCAGAUGUACAUCACUCUGAAGAUUGAUGACAAGUUGAGGUUUGGAUAUGAUACCAACCUGUUUACCGUCGUCCGCGGGGAGCUGCACGUCCCGGAGGAGGCACUGAAGCACGAGAAAUUCACCAGCCAGCUCCAGCUGACCAAGAAGCCGUCCACGGCGGAGCAGCCCACCAAAGCCUUGAAGUCCCCGGACGCCAAGCCUUCGGGGAGCAAAGCCGCAGUGGGGGGCGGCGAUGGGGGCGCCAGGCCACCUGACCCAGCCAAGGCGGAGGACAAGUUAGCAGGAGACAUAGCGGCGUUGCACAGGGGGACCCCUCUGUACGGACAGCCGUCUUGGUGGGGCGACGGGGACGCAGACGACGAGAACUCCUUCAAACAGGAGUCCAAGAAGCAGGAGAGCGGUGUGUCAGACGGCAAGGAGGCCAGGAAGAGUGAGAAGGUUAAGGAGGAGGGUGUCAGUCUGCUGGGCCCGGAACCGAGCUAUUUCGAGAUUCCCACCAAAGAGCUCCGGGCGGCGCCAGAGAGCGCGGUCCAAGAGGUGCCCACGAAGGACACGCAGGAAGCGGGCGGCACCCCCGCCACAGGGACGUCGGCCGGCGCUCAGGGCCACGCCUCCUUCACCAUCGAGUUCGACGACACCUCUCCUGGCAAGGUGACCAUCCGCGAUCACGUGUCCAAGUUUGCGCCGGACCAGCGGGUGCGGACCAGACGCUCCCCCCAGCAGGGCAGCCGGGAGCUGAGCACCCUGCAGGCCGCCAUGAUGGCCUCGGAGACCAAGGUGGCCGACUGGCUGGCCCAGAAUGACCCGCCAUUGGCCCGCAGGGAGUCCACCGAAGAGGACAGCAAGAGCAUCAAGAGCGACGUGCCCAUGCACCUGAAGCGACUGAAAGGCGCCGUGCCGAUGUGCAGUGACCCCCCCGGACUGAUCGCCCCCCUCCCCGUCUGCACAGGCAGCAAGCACGAGGACGGCACACAGAGCGACUCGGAGAAUGGUGCGGGGCUCCGAUUCGGCAGCCGGAGGCUGGCACUGGAGGAGCGGUUGCGGGGUGCCCAGGCGGCGCGGGCACAGGCGGGGUCCGAGGGCAAGAGUACCGAGGGCCUCGCUGCCGCCAGCCGCACCACCUUCAUGAUCGAGUUCUUCGACGAGGAAAACCCGCGCAAGCGUCGCUCGUACUCGUUCUCACAAACGGCACCUCUCAUUGGGGGUGUGGCGGGGGACCUUCCAUGCCCCACUCCUCCCUCCCGCCCCAAGGCUGCUAUAUCCGCCUCCUCGUCAUCGGCAGACGGCAGCAAGGGCCCGCCCUCCUCGUUACCAGUGACCGGCCCCUUGGCCACCCGUGUGCUCCUCAAGCAGAGGUCAGAGGACCCCGGCGUGACCCGGGGCUCAGCCAGCGUGAGCCAGCAGACCAGCCCCGCCGACGACUCCCACAGGACCCCCCGCUCUGGGGAGAAGGACCAUGACGACGACCAGAGCGACAAGGGCACGUAUACCAUCGAGCUGGACAACCGAAACCCGGAGGAGGAGGAGGCGAGGCGCAUGAUCGACAAGGUCUUUGGGGUGGAGCAGAGCACUGAUCCGGCCAGAGUCCGACCUGAGCACCAUGACACGCUGAAAGACUGGAAGACCUCGGUCCAGGGGGAGAUGAAGAAGUCUGACUGUUUGCCGUCAGAGAUCUUUCCAGAAGGCCCGGUUGCCGUGGGCAGCCCACGCUGGGUGUCUCAGUGGGCCACGCUCGCCGCCAAUCACACGCGGACGGACCCAGAGGGCUCCGGAGCUGAUUCGCCAGCCUUUGUCCACCAGGAGAAAGAAGCUGAUGCCAGUGAGUCCGGCGUCUCCAUCAAGAGCGCCACGUCCACCUCCAGCCACGGAGAGCGCAAGCGGAGAACCCUCCCCCAGCUCCCCACCGAGGACAAGGCCUCGGAUAGCUCGCGGGGCAAGCCAGGGAAGGUGGGCCUGCGCUCUGAGAUCGGGGAGAAGCAGGACACGGAGCCCCAGGAGAAGGAGAGCCAGUCGGAUCACAAGGGCCGGGCGACCGCAGCCAGCCGCCGGGUUACCAUGGAGACCGAGGUGACGUCCACCGUCAAGCCAGGCCAGACCCAGCAGCAGGAGACCAGGGCGGGGUUCUCCAAGCCCCCGGCUCGGGCCCCGGGGAGCGGAGAAAAGAGAACAGACGAGGGACGCAGGAAGAGGACCGAGGACAGGGCCGUGCAGGGCAAGGUCGCAGACGGGGCGGAGAAGUCGGGCAAGCCGCUGGUGAGGCAGGGCAGCUUCACCAUCGAGAAGCCCAGCGCCAACGUGCCCAUCGAGCUCAUCCCGCGAAUCAACAAGCAGCCGGGCGCCCUGCCGCUGGUGCGGGACCGCAGCGACUCCGUGGGCAGCAUUGACACGGCCACGCUGCUGAAAGACACGGAGGCCGUCAUGGCCUUCCUGGAGGCCAAGCUGCGCAAGGAGAACAAGCUGGAGGCCGGCGAGCAGCCAAGCUACCCGCGGGCCGGCUCCAUCUCGCCCGAAUCCGACGUGGACACAGCCAGCACCGUGAGCCAGGCGGCGGGUGACGGUGACCGGAAGGCCGCACAGAAGCGGCGGACGCUCAGCAGCCUGCACAAGGAGAAGACGGCCAGUGGGGGCAGCUCCACCACCAAGAGCGUGACCGGAGCCCGCGAGCGCCUGGACAGGAAGGGGAAGAGCCGCCCGUCCGAAUCCCGGCUCGAGGCCCACCGCUCUCUGCAGGCCGGCUCCAGACCCCGGCAGCCGUCCGUCGACCUGACCGACGACGACCAGACCUCCUCCCUGCCCCAUUCCACCAUCUCGGAUGUCCUCUCCUCCGACCAGGAGACGUACUCGGGCCGCUCUCAUGGCCGGGGCCAGUUCACCUCCACCGACGAGCUGCUACAUUCCAAGAUGGAGGCCGGCAAGGGCAGCAAGACAGUAGUGGCCCCGCCUACCGGCGCGGCCGUCGCGGGGAAACCGGCCACACUGCCCCGGCCGCGGCCUACCCGCGCCUCCCUGCUGAGACGGGCCCGCCUGGGGGACACCUCCGACACGGACCUGGCCGACGCGGACCGGGUGUCGGUGGCCUCCGAGGUGUCCACCACCAGCUCCACGUCACGGCCGCCGUCGGGGAAGAAGGCUCCCUCGCGCAUCGACAUGCUGGCGCAGCCUCGGCGGAACCGGUUGGGCUCUCUAUCGGCCCGCAGCGACUCAGAGGCCACCGUGGGCCGAUCCGGGGCCUCAUCGCGAGGCUCCAUCUCUGCAGAAACGGUCCUGCGGCUGGGGCUCCGCGUCGGCUCCAACGCCGACGGCAAAGUGGUGCCACGCAUGAGGGCCAACAGCGUGUCCAAGCUGCCCGACGCCAAGGCCAAGGCCGCCUACUCUAUCCACAGCUCCCCCUCUGAGAGCGUCGUGCCCGGCCCCGAAAACGUCCCGUCUCUGGAGGAGCUCCUGGCCAGCAGCCGGUGGCGACGCCUGCCCCCAGAAUACGCUUCCACGUCCGAAGACGAGUUCAGCUCCAGUAGGAACUCCCCCAAGCACGCCCGCCUGCGGCCCGGCACUGCCCUGCGCACCGCCCGUCUGGGGGGGUCUGUCCCCACCACGCCUAGUCCCAUGGCUGGGGCCAUGAAGCACCGAAUGAGGGAGCAGGAGGACUACAUCCGGGACUGGACGGCUCACAGCGAGGAGAUCGCUAGGUUAUUUCCCUGUGUGCGCAGGAUCAGCCAGGACCUGGCCAAGGACUUGGCCAUCCUGGCGCGCGAGAUCCACGACGUGGCGGGCGAGAUCGACUCGGUCAGCUCCUCGGGCACGGCGCCCAGCACCACAGUAAGCACUGCGGCCACCACGCCAGGCUCCGCCAUUGACACCCGGGAAGAGGUAGGGCCAUCUCAGGAAGGCUUGUGCAAGCUCGUGGACCGCGUCUUCGAUGAAAGCCUCAAUUUUAGGAAGAUUCCACCCGUAGUGCAGACCAAGGCCCCCGAGAUCAACGGACGUCCGGUGGAACUCCGCCCUCGAGCCCCCGAUAGCCAGGACCCCCAGACCGCCCUUCGGCGCCGCACGUGGAACCGUGAUGAGGCUGUGUUGGACAGUUUGCUCCUCACCUCAGUUUCCCAGCUGUCUGGAAAAAUCCGCCAAUCCGUGGACAAGACAGCUGGAAAAAUCAGGAUACUCUUUAAGGACAAAGACAGGAACUGGGAGGAGAUCGAGAGCAAACUCCGAGCGGAGAGCGACAUCCCACUUCUCAAGACGUCCAACAAGGAGAUCUCAUCGAUUCUGCUGGAGCUGAAGAGGGUGGAGAAGCAGCUCCAAGUCAUCAAUGUCAUGGUGGAUCCGGACGGCACACUGGAUGCUCUGACCAGCCUGGGACUGACCAGCCCCACUCUGCCCAAACCCAAGACGAGUCCGCUGUGCCCACAGGGGUCGGGUAAUGGUGCGUCCCGAGCCCCAGUGGUGCCGGUCCAGCCCCAGGAGACUGAGCGAGAUGUGGCUCUUCGCUUCAGCCGCCAGCAUCCCAGCGGCGAGGAGAGCCCCCUCACCCACAAGUGAAUGCAUGGGAAUCCCCCCCCCCGCCUCGCUGUAGCACUCUCCAGGCUACAAGGGUCCUGUCCUGUGAGAUGGUUCAAAUUUUACAGAUGCAUAAGUACUGAAUAUGUAUAUAUUUCAGCUCCCCCCCCCCCAACGUUUCAGCUCUCUGACUACAGACCACCUCAGCCUGCUAACCCUAACUGUAGCCUCUUUGUCUGGUGUGAGUAUCAAGUCUCAUAAAGCAGUUCCAUCUGUACUGCAGAAGAGGUUCACACACAGGUCAUGUGACUGGGGGAGGCUGGGCUUGGGCCAAUUGUGCAACAAUCCCCACCCCUCAACAUGUUCCUGUGAGGAACAUGGCAAGGACCAGGAGGAAUCAAGAGCGUCUCCCUUCCCAAGAUUCUUCUUUCUGUCUUGUUUAAAAAAAAAAAAAAAAGAUCUCUGUGGUUUUUUUUUUCUUCCGUGAGUAGCAUAAUAGAAAUUCUCCUGUGGCCAUAUCGUCUGUCGCCAUGACUACCCUAUUUUUUGUCACAUGACUAUAACUGACACACUGAAACUAUGGCAGCACUGCACAGUCAUUAAAAGGUAACAGUGUGUGGUUGUUUAAAAAAAAUGCGAUUAAAUGUCUUUAAUUGCAAGGAAAGGACAUAAGAAUAACCCCCUGUGUAAAACUGAAAGCUAAUUAAACCUUAGACGUGUUGCACAAGUUGUUCAAAUGCAACCCAAGUUACAGCAGAUUACUGUAUUGUGGAAUGCGCCCAGCGAUUGUACUCGGACUGUGUGUAUCUGAUACGAAUUCUUCACCUUGUAUUAUUCCUGUUGUAAGACAGGCAGAUGCACCUUCUCUGGUUCAUAAGUGCAUUAUGCUGUCAUAAGACUGACUUCUUGUUCAGUUUUCCAAGACUGACAUUCUACAGGAUGCAGUGGGGGGGAAAAAACAAACAAUGCAGGAAAAACCAAGGAAACCUGACCCCUUAAAACCGGUUUUCUAAACAGUUUCUAACCACUUCGAGGAAUACACUACCUAGUUUUGCUACACACCAGUACUGCCUGUUUCAUAAGUUUUCUGAAAAGUAACCAAACAGCUGUUAGCUUCAUAUCCGUGGUUAAUUUCAGUUUCUUCCUCCUGUCAUUGUAACUCUUUCUCUUUGUUAACUGGAAGUAUUAGAAUGGGAUAGUGUGUAUAUAGUUUUUUUUUCUCUUUAGAGACGUAAACUCUUAGAAAUUAAGUAAUAAAGACUGGUGACCCAGGUCAUUUUUGCACUGGAAACAGCUUGGUGUGCUGGUUUAAGCGAAGUGCAAAGUCCACAUUGUGUUUUAUUAUUUUUUUUUGUUUUGUUUUUUUUUUUAAUUUUAAAAGUCACAUUUUAGUUUACAGGGACCUCUGCAUCCCCAGUAGGCUUCUACCUGCUGUUAGUGAAAAAGCAAGCAAAAAAUUUCAGUUAAACUUGAAGGACUCAAUGUGAAAAUAGGCAUAUCUUGCCCAGAAGGAUGGAAUUAAGCCAAGUUCCGCCAUUAAUGAAGUCAGCCAGACGUAAUGUUCUGGGGUCAGCAUUCUCCCAUAUUUGUAACAAAAUCGUGGUGGCGGUUUGUUAGCCUUCAGAAACGGUUCUGAUCUGCCAUUUGCUCCGUACUCUAAUUGUCCACUUGGGAGGGAGAUUUUCCCCAAUUCUGUAGACGUAUGUACCUGGAACUCCUUGUUAACACUGCUGCUUAUCUGUACUUACCGUGAGGUUCUUGCAGAAAGAAAAGUUUAUGUUUUCCGGUCUAUUCCAUGUAAAGUUCAGUGCAGUAGGUAAAAAAUGCCUUUGCGAUAUGGUAUGUAUAGAUUUAAGCAAUAGUGAAGUUAGGUACCUGGAAAAAUGAAUGCCGCUUUUUUUCUUUUUUCAGUAUAUAAGUGUAUGACGCCACUAAGUGCCCGAUACUACAAUGGAAAUGCAAAGGAAACAAAACAGAAGAACUAACACCGACUGGAAAAAAAACAACAAAUAUUAAAAAUCGGGAAACGAAUGGAUAUCGGGGAUGAAUAUCUUUAAUUUGCACAUCCUGGGUGGUUUAUGUGUUUUUGUUCGCUUGGGAAGCAGGAUAUCGCAUUCAAGGCCGUUUUGACAUUAGGAGGUAAACAAAGACGAAAUCAAAUUCGGGACUCAUCUUUCUGUAUUCAGAACCAGAUGCAGGGCCCGCCUGUGGUCCAGGGUCAUUAUCAUGGGAAUAAAAACUAGAUUGGGAACUCAGCGAACCACAAAAGAAGUGGGUCUGUCAGCGAACCACAAAAGAAGAUAUCAAAAAAGAAAACAAAGUGUUCGGUACACUUUUUUUUAAGUUGUUUAUACGUUAUCAGUGUUUUGACUUUUUUUAUGGACACCUAAAAUAACAUAUUUAUUUUGUUUUUUUUUCAUGUACUGAAAUUUUGUUAUACAUUGUGUAUUUGCAUUAUUUUGUUAAUCACAUCCUCCCAAUUAUUUUCAAUAAAAUAAAAAAAUCAA
This is a messenger RNA of Paramormyrops kingsleyae, 7459 nucleotides long. The record is from RefSeq and is a predicted model, not a curated record. Lineage: Eukaryota; Metazoa; Chordata; Actinopteri; Osteoglossiformes; Mormyridae.